UAAUAAUGCUAAGAAAUUAUCAGUCUCCAGGUACCUAUUCCUAAAAAUAAAUUUGCUGAUUAUUCAGACAUAUUUUAAUUUAAAAACAAUAAUUUUGACAAAUUAUACAAGCAAAGUAUUUAAGUAUUAAAUGUAGGGAUGUGAGACAAAAAAGAAUUUAUCAAAAUUUUCACUACAUCAUAAUAUCAAAACUGAAAGCAUACCAGUUUAAUAUAUUUACAUAAAUAAGUCAUAAAUUUAUUUUAGUUACCUAUUUUAGAUUUUUUUUAAACAAAAUGUAUAAUAUUAUACGUCUUGUGUAUCAUUAUGAUUUAUUAAACAUUUAUUGUCAUGAUAAAAGUUCAAAAAUCAAUAUUUCAUAAGCAUUUAUAUUUGAUAGGAAUAUUGUUAUGUAUUUUACAUCACUGUUUCGUUAUUUAAAAUUUUUAUGACAAAAUCUGGUUGGUCUUAUUUUGCUAAACCAGGCCAUAGCAGUAAACAAUAGUUCAAUAAAUUAGGAAGUAACUUUCAACAAAAAAUAUUACAAACAAUUUAUCCAAAAUGCUAUUUUGAAUCCAUGCUAUGAAAUAUUAACCUUAUAGUGAAUAAAUGAAAUGCAAAAAUUUAGUUUAAAACAAUAUUAUAAUUUAUAGUUACAUUCAUAUGAUUCAUAAUAUAAUAAUAAAUUAUUAUAGCAUGGUUACAUCUUACAUGGUUACUAACUACUAUGUUUAUAAAAUAUAGGUCUAUGGGCUACACCUUACAAUAUUCAUUAAUUAUUACAAAAGUGACAUAACCAGUGUACACAGUACAACUCACCCAAUUAGAUAUAGUACCAGUUAAAAAAAACAUAAUAUAGUAUUAUUUAAAAAAAUAAAUAACAUUCUGAAAAAAAAAUAAUUUCAUUAAAUAAGUUUUGUUGAAUUAUAGAGUUCAUGAAAAAUAUGGUUCUUAGAAAAUAUAGCUUAUAUUAAUUUUCCUGAAAGCUAAUUUCCCAUUUUAUUACAGCCCUCGCCCCUCCGUUAUAUCAUAGAAUAGAUGAAAGAUAAUCUAGAAAUUUGCUCGCUGAAACUGUUCUGAAAUAUAACGCACUGGGAUGUUUGAACCACAUUUACAUGGUUCAUUAUCCCGGUCAGGGGCGGCUUCAGGGGAUGGGGCUCUAGGGGCCGCUCCCAAACUGUAUUUCUAAACUAUUUUAUACUGUUUAAAACAAAAUUACAAAAACAAAUCAUCGAAAUUGUCUGAAAAUUAUGAGUUGGCCUCCCCCUAACUAUGUCUCUGGUGCGGGAUAAUUUUAAACCGGUCUAGUUUAGCGAAUUUAAUUUAAUUUAAGUUUCAUCUAUUCUGUGGUUUACCUACUAAACAGUAAUCUUUUGUUAUCAUCUUAUCAUUGUACAUUAUCACCUUUUACGUAGUUAGUAACUGCUAGUUACUAGUUAUUUUUUACCACGCUUUUUUGGUUUUUGUUUUGAGUUUUACACGUUUAGAAAUCCAUUUGUUUGCAUGUCAUUAUUUACGAAAAAAUUGAUAAGUCUACGAGACUGGUAAGUAUUUAUUUACAUUAUUUGAUCGUAUUCACUAACGUAGGUCGCCUUGGCGUGACAUGUAAGUAUGAAGGUGUUCUUACGGAAUUAAAAAAAAAAUAAUGCACAGAGUUUUGCAUAUAUACGCUAAGGAAUUCAAUACCUCAAAAGUAAUGGCUAAAAGCAAGUAUGAAUAUGUGCGAACAUUUGAGUAUGAAGACAGAUGUUUACAGAAUUGUUGGAUCGUUGUGAGGUUGGAUGGUCGUUCGUUUCAUAGGUUUACAUCCUCACACAAAUUUAAAAAACCAAACGAUAAAAGAGCUUUAGAAUUAAUGAACAGGUCUGCUGCAGCAGUUAUGGAAGAAUUCAGAGAUGUGUCAUUAGCUUAUGGACAGAGUGAUGAAUAUAGUUUUAUUCUAAGGAAAAAUACAGAUCUAUAUAAUAGACGGCAGUCAAAAAUUAUGUCAGCGAUUAACAGCAUAUUUUCUGCAUCAUAUGUAUACUAUUGGAAUACAUUUUUUGAAGAUAAAAAACUUUUAUAUCCACCAUCAUUUGAUGCUCGAAUUGUUUUAUAUCCAACUGAUCAAAAUUUACGCGAUUACCUAAGUUGGCGUCAAGCAGAUACCCACAUAAAUAAUUUGUACAACACAGCAUUUUGGGGGCUUAUUACAAUGAAAGGAUUAUCAAAUAAUGAGGCUGAAAAAGUAUUGAGUGGGACGGUGUCGUCAGAAAAAAAUGAAAUACUAUUUAAAGAGUGUGGAACUAAUUAUAAUAAUGAGUUACCAAUUUAUAGAAAAGGUACAGUGUUAGUAAGAAAACUUGUUAAUUUACCUCCAUCUAAAUCCAAGAAACAUGUUAUAUGUCCAUUACAUGUAGAUAUUAUAGGUGAUAGUUUCUGGGAAGAGUAUAAUGAAAUAUUAAAUUUAAAGGAUCUAAUAUUAAAUAAAGACUUUAAGCCAGAUGAUAUUUUUUACUUGGUAAAACGUUCUUGAAUAAAUUUUCUUUUACAAA
Metopolophium dirhodum (rose-grain aphid) is the source of this 2513-nucleotide messenger RNA. RefSeq names its product probable tRNA(His) guanylyltransferase (gene THG). The transcript is spliced from 4 exons. Gene Ontology annotation, biological process: tRNA modification. Gene Ontology annotation, molecular function: magnesium ion binding; tRNA guanylyltransferase activity. The record is from RefSeq and is a predicted model, not a curated record. The coding region runs from base 1625 to 2494 and encodes 289 amino acids. NCBI's taxonomy places the organism in Eukaryota, Metazoa, Arthropoda, Insecta, Hemiptera, Aphididae.